This is a messenger RNA of Phytophthora sojae, 1699 nucleotides long. RefSeq lists its product as hypothetical. The transcript has 3 exons. The annotation marks the transcript as partial. The record is from RefSeq and is a predicted model, not a curated record. Lineage: Eukaryota; Oomycota; Peronosporomycetes; Peronosporales; Peronosporaceae.
GAUGGCGUCGUACGCCAAGAGUUACGUGUUCCCGCUGGCGCUGACCGACGCGUGGAAGCAGGAGAUCGCGAGCAGGACGCGCGAGAAGCUCACGGAGAUGCUGGGCGUCGAGGUGGACAACGUCAUGGCGGAAUACGUGAUCGUCAUGGUGGGCAACAAGAAGAACAUGGAGCAGAUCGCCCACGACCUCGUGGACUUCAUCGGCGAGGAGUCGGCCGAGCAGUUCGCGGCCUGGCUCAGUCUCCUGCUGCCCACGUUCGAGGCCCAAGCUCAAGCCGAAGAGCCGCAGACGGAGGUCCAGGCCCCUGAAGCUGAGCAGCCUCAAGCUGAGGACGAAGCCCCCAAGCAAGAGAAGGAAGAGAAGGACGCAGAGGCCCCACCCAAGCGCGUUAUCAGCUUGAAGGGGCUCUCCUCGUCGUCUUCCGAGCCGCCCAAGAAGAAGAUCGUCUCGCUGGGCGGCAACCGAGGCACAAUCCGCUCGCUGAACCCGUCGAAGACCGACAUGGAGGACGUGAUUGCUCGACGAGCGCAGCGUUUCGGCGUCGUGGAGAAGAAACCAGCGCCCAAGAAGUCGCCGUCAUCCAAGGAGGACCGUCAUCAGCGCGACGAGUCCAAGGCGAGUGGGAACAAGCGGCGGGCAAGUGACCGGGAAAGUGGCGGCAGACUCUCGCAACGACUGGGACCGCCUGUUAACGUUGACCAGGCCGAGCUGGACGCUCGUGACAGCAUGGGAUCGCACAAGAAGAGACGCAACGACCGCGACCGCGAUCGUGGCGAUGAGAACCAGCGCGGAGAUCGACGCGGCAACCGGAGAAACGACCGAGACAGGGAUCACGACAUGGAGGAUGCAGGACGCGGUGGCAAGCGGAGAAACAGCGACUCGCGUGACGUGCAGCCGCCUUUGCCGCCGUCGGAUGACAAGAGUGACUUCAAGGACAAGCAAGACUACGGACGAGGCAUGGGUCCGCCCAUGGGGUUCCAGGGCGGUCCGAUGGGCUAUGGCGGUUUCCCUCCGCCAUAUGGAAGUCCGAUGUUUUACCCUCCGCCAGGCUACGGCCCUAUGAACCCGUACGCGAUGGGUUUCCCGCCGCAAGGCAUGCCGCCGUACGGUGGCCGCGGCUUCCCUCGGGGUCCCGCUGGAGGAAUGCACAACGGACCUCGAGGAGCUCGACCAUUCCAGAACCGCAAGUGGGUCAACCCGAACGUUGCCAAGGCUGAGGAAGCAAAAGCAAGUGAAGGCAAGCCAGAAUCGGACGCGGCUGGAGGCGAAGGAAGCGCCGCACCGCAAAACGCCGGCUUGAACGCUGGCGCUCCCGCUUUCGCCCCGCGCAACCCGUACUUUUCAUCGCAAAUGCGGCCGCGUUUCCAGAACAAGACGUGGGUGCGACAGGAUCCCGCCAAGGACGAGGAGCUGAACUCAAGUUUGCCGAAGACCCCUCCCAAGGAAUUGCUGGAGAGCACGGAGUAAGCUGAACGGACGCGCACUCGGCAUCAACUUGAGAGCACAGGGAAAUCAAGUUGACAAGGCCCAAGAAGAAGAAUACAUGAGAGUUCGAGUCGAGACGAGACGAUGCAACCAGCGCUACCCUCUCUAGUCAUACACACAGCAACAAAGGGCUAUCGACGUGUUCAGCCACGAGCAACCAUGCGUGGCAUUAGGUGAAAUAUAUGGCUGACCUCAGCCACUUCUUUCCUUUUU